Messenger RNA from Ramularia collo-cygni, 432 nucleotides. RefSeq names its product related to Actin-depolymerizing factor 1. Gene Ontology annotation, biological process: actin filament depolymerization. Gene Ontology annotation, cellular component: cytoplasm; actin cytoskeleton. The record is from RefSeq and is a predicted model, not a curated record. The transcript has 2 exons. Bases 1 to 432 code for a protein of 143 amino acids. Gene Ontology annotation, molecular function: actin filament binding. Lineage: Eukaryota; Fungi; Ascomycota; Dothideomycetes; Mycosphaerellales; Mycosphaerellaceae.
AUGCUGAUCCAAAAAGCAGAUAGGGUGAAUUUUUCCAAAGCAUCUUCAUACCAGCAACGACUAAUCAUACAAAGAGUCACCGACGAUUGCAUCGCCAAGUUCGAACAGCUCAAGUUGAAGAAGGCGUACAAAUACAUCCUCUACAAAGUCAAUACUCAAUCCAGCAGUAUCGUGGUAGACAAGACCGGACCAUCGAACGCCUCGGAUGAAGAUUUCAUCGCAGCGUUUCCGACAGAUGAAUGUCGGUAUGCCGUCUACUCCACCACCGCGGAGAGGAUUCUUUUCAUCAAUUUCCCGGCAGAUGGGGCAAAUAUGAGGAGCAAGAUGAUAUUGGCUUCUUCUAGAGAUACACUCAGGAGACGUCUCGCUGGUGUACAAAAGGAGUACGAAGCCACGGAUCUGGAUGAGCUGAAGAAAGCCAUCCGUAAGUGA